AUGUUUGUCCGGGGCACUCGCCACUUUGCGUCGUCCUGUGCUUCCCUGCCUCCCUCUUUCUCUGGAGACCGACGGGAGGCAGACGAUCUGUGGGCACGAGACGCGCCCCGCGAUUGCUUCUUCGACGGCGCCGUGCGCGAACGCGACGGAGAAGCCGAGCGCGACCGAGAACUGGUGAGAGAGAAGGAGCGGGAGAGAGAAGGCGUCUUCGCUGGGCCAGAGCGCCAGCAGGGCGCGUCGCUCCCCGUUCCGGGCGGUCAGGCGCCGCCUUUCCCCGUGCCGUCUGUCUCAGUGGAGGACUUCCCGCCGCGCGCGGCCUCCUCGCCGACGUCUUCAUGUGGGCGCCCGUUCCACGCGAGUCUGCAUCCGGGAGACAGGCCUGACUUCGAGGGUCUGGGGCGGAUCUGUCAGGAAGAACGGGGAGAGAGCGGCGUGCCGCGUGGGAGCUAUGCGAACUUCUGCGCGGCCGACAGAGUCCCCUUCCCGUCCUGCCUGCCGGAUGGAGACCGCGAGCGCGUGAGUCCAGGGAGUGGGCGGCGGGACGAAGACAGAGGGUUCCUGGGGACGGAUCGCGCGCGCGGCGCGUUCUGUGGAGGUGGAGGGGAGCCCGCGGGGCUGUUUGUUCGGCACGAGCGCGCGGACGGUCCGAUGCGGGACGCAACUGAAGAGCGGAAAGAAAGACACGACUUUCCGCUGGCCUUCACUUCGCCCUUUCCACAUCACUACCCGGCGCCCCAGUUCGGGCCGGGCAGCGACGGCGAGGUCCACUCUGGGGUGUAUCUACACCCCGAUUUCCGGAAGAGCCAAGACGGCGAGAUGAGCGAGAGUCGAAAGGAAAACCUCCACGCUUUCCACGCGCAACACGAUGCCUUUCCCGAGGACGAUCGCAGGCGCCACGGCAACAGCGCCGACGACUGCGUGCGCGGGUUCCCGCCUUUCCUCGGCGGGAAGGGGUUUGAGGGCGAGGGGAGACAGGCCGACCAGCGACUCGCGCUGUUAAGCGACGGAGACCGCGAGGCCUUCCACAAACGCGGCUUCUUUGUGGAGGGCCCUGCGAGGAGAGAAGACCCGUUCGCGGCACACCCGUACCCCCACGGGGCCCACUUUGACGCAGUUCCGCAGCAACGGGAGGCGCCGCCAAACGCGCACGGUUCGCCUCCCUCCUCCCCGUUCCUGCCGGCCUUCCCGCCGUCCGUCGCGGAGGAAAACCGGCCUCUCCCGCCCAUCUUCCCCGCGCUGCGACAAGGCGAGGGGGACGGGCGAGACGCAGCGCGGCCCCCGGGGGCGCACGACCCGCGCAGCCUGGUGCCCUCGUCGUAUUUCUUUUCCCAAGGCAACCUGGUGCAUGCGCCGCCGGACGGAGACAGCCACGGCAAGAUGAGCAGAGAAGGCCGAGACGAAGGCGCGCGCGCCCCGUCCGCGUGUCACGCAGAUGUCCCUGAGCAACGUUUCGCCUACCCCUCGGAGCCUGCGGCCUUCAACGGCAGCCGCGUUCACCCGCCUCUCUCGUCGCCUCCCGCGUCGAACGGCGGACCUCUCUGCGGGUCUUCCUUCUAUCCGCCCCAAGGGCCCAUGCAGCCGUUCUUUGAAGGCCCAUUCCCAGCCUCCUCCUCAGUGUACCAAGGCAGGCCUGUGGAGGGGGGCGUGUAUGACCGAGGCGAAGGCCGCGAGGGCGACGACGUCCAGCGCGAGGGCUUUCGCGUCCACGUCCACUUCCACCGCCCGGGCGAAGACGGAGAGAGAGAAUCGACUGAGAGAGAGAGGCCGUUCUUCAUCUCGCCUCCGGCCUUCGGAGCCGCGUGGAACCGAGAGGGCGAGAAGAGGGACGAAGGGCGCGAGGGGAACGCCGAGAGAGAGAGAGAGAGCGGAGUCGCCUUCCCGCCCGACCUCCAAGGCAACAUGCCUGAGAACGAGCGCUUCGACGCGCGGCGCUUCCCACCCCACGCUCUGGAAGGGUCGGCGCCGAUCCCCUUUCUGGUGGGCUCGGCCCCUUCGUCGCCGUCGCUUCCCUCGCGCGCGCUCCCGCCAGCCUUUGGCUGCUCCUCCGGAGAGCCCGCGCUGUUUCCGGCGUCUCCGCUCCUGCAGCCUCCGCUUCACGGGCCCGAUGUCCGGGGCCCGAGAGCCGAUAUGGACGAGAAGCCCGCUCGAAGCCGGGAUUUGGAGCCCAACUACUUUGGCCACGAGAGAGACAGGAAAGGCCCGUUCCUCGGCGUGGCUCCCCCGCUGGGCCCGGGGCCGCAGGGCCCCGACUGCGCGCAAAAGUGUGCGGCCUUCCAGGAGACUGGGCCCUCGCCGCAGAGUGUGGGGUUCAACGGGCCUUUUCGGCCGCUCCACGUGAAGGCGGACCCGCUCCCACUCCUCGGCCAUCCUGCGUCGUGCGCCUCCACGGUGACGGGGCAGCCGGACAGUUGCGAGAGUGCCCCAGAAGGCGGGUUUUUUUCGACUGCGUCUGCGUUUCGCGGCCAGGCGGAGGCCGGCCGAGGCGAAGAGUCCUCCCGCUCGUCUCCAGAGGACGCAGUGUCGAAAGACAGCCGAGGCAGUGCGGACACGCGGCGCGAGGGCGACUGCGAAGGCGUCGUGACGCUUCCAGCCACGAAUCGGUACUCGCCAGUGCUCCAUCCCACAGGCCCCGUGCGCCUGGACGAGCUCGGGGAGCCUGGGAGUGUGGGGUCUGGGAAGCGCGAGGACCCGGAGAGACGGCUGCGGGAGGGCGACCGGGAGUACCGCAUGCAGAGGGAAAAAGAAGAGAGAGACUUGAUCCUGAGACAGUGCUUCUUCUCGGAGCCUUCGUCGCCGCUGGACCGCCAACGGAACAACGCGUACUCGUCCACGUCGGCCUUUCUGCCCCCGUCGUUUUCGUCCUCGCAACCCUCGUUCACCUCCUCCUUCCUCGGCUUCUCGGGGUGCUCGAAGGGAAGCGAGGGGCGCGGUCCGCCCCUGUGCAACCGGCCUGUCGGGCCCGGGGGUCUCCGUGGAGAGGAGACAGACAGUCUUGGAGACCGAGAAGGCAGGUUCCGAGACCGCAGUGAGAACCGAGAGUCCUCGACGGGGCUGCUACCUUUGCCCUUCUCGUCGCCGGCCCGCCACCCGCCCACCUCGCCUGGAGGCAGCGGAUCGCCGCCGACGCAGCGCGGCUGUCUGGGCCCGGGGGCCUUCUCGUCUGCGUACCUCGCGCGGCUCACCUUCGCAAGUGCAGAGCGCGGCAGGGACGAAGACCGCGAAAAGGGCGAGGGACGCGGAAGUCCCUCCUCGCUCCUCGGCUCGCGCCCCGACCAGGCCGCGCCGUUCCUGCGGAUCUUUGAAGAGCCCGACCGAAGACGCCAGGAAGAAGGCCGGGGGGGACACGGCGCCGAAGAGGGUCUCAAGGGCGAGGCCCGCGAGGAGUGGCGCCGGAGGGGCCCGGGGCCUCUGGAGCGCUGCGGGGACAAGGAGCGAGGCGCGAGCGGCGAGUCGCAGAAGAGCGGUGAGGCCAAGAGCGCGGAAGAGCGCGAAGAUUCAAGGCGCAGAGCCACGGAAGCUCCAACUUCGCGCGGAACCACGCCCAGUAGACAGGAAGGAAGCAGAGACGGGCCAGAAGACGAAACCGCGAGCAGGCCUGGGGCGUGGAAUGCGCAACGCCAGGAAGAAAACCGAGGCCGCCAAGGGGAAGGCCUGUCCUCGUGCAACGAGUGUGGAGACGGACUCGGCCGUGUGGAGCCUCGUGAGGAGACAGAUGCGUCCUCGCGAGACCUUACGGCGGCCUCGCGCAGGGGCAGUGUGGAGGCUGCGCCCGUCGAGCCGGAAAGUCCCGCGGGGAUGUGGCGAGCCUCGGAAGGUGACGCUGGGAAGAGGCCUCGCCAGCAAGGCUCGGAUGAGAACAAACCAGAGGUGAAGGGGGCGGCUUCUGGUCCCCCACCUGGCAAGACUCCGCCGAGGCGCGUCAGUCGCUCCCGCGCUGAGGAGCAAGGAGAGAAGAACGGCAGCUCUUUCCCGCCGCUUCUGAAGGCUGGGGAACCCCGCGAGUCCCGCGACCGCAGUCCUGCGCUGAAGCCGCCGCAGAAGGAAUCCGCAGACGCGAACGGGAGAGAGGACGGGAGCCUGGUGAAGUCGUCUUCGGCGGCGUUGUUGUCUUCGCAAGGUCCAGUGACCGAGCCGCUCAUCUCGGGGAGAUCCAGUGUGACUGUCUCUUUGUCUUACGCGUUUUCCUCUCGGCACCGCGAACCCUUCUCCAUCAGCACGUCGAUUGCCGCCAUGGCCUCCCCGCUGCCGCCGCCUCCCGGCGCGAACUCGACGUACCUGAACAACGCCCGAGCCUGGGGGAUGCUCUCUGGUGCCUCUCCCUCAAACGGAGACACCGGGUCGGGAAAUCCGCGCCGGCCUUCCUCGGGGACGCCUCGCUUCUCGUCGUCCUCGUCUCCGCCGUCAGGCAGCACGCGAGAGCGCGACGGCGCGCCCAAGAGCCAGACGAGUGCGGCGCAGCCAGCUGACGCGUGUGGAACGGGCGACACCGGGACGUCUCAGCACUCCUCGUCGCGCACUCGAACGCCCGGCGCGGCGCCCUCGUCGCGCGAAGCCAGUGGAGGCCGCAGCCGAGGUCAGAGUUCCUCCGGCGCCGCGUCUGGGUCUUUUGGAGGCGAGGCGGCAGCGAGUGCCUUGGGAUCUUUCUUCGCCUCUCCUGCGCCGAAGAAAGCCGCCGGUCGCGAGAGUCGCGAGGCGGCGCUCCGCUCGGCGCUGGGCGGCGCGAGUGCCCUGUCGUCCACGUCGACUGUUCCUUCUGGGCCCGAAGGCGACGGCGAGCCGGAGGCGCCUGCGGCUUCCUCGGCGUCAGCAGAAAGGUGGCGAGUCUUCAGCUACGCCGAGGUCUGCAGUCGAGGGAGUGGGGGCGGUGCGCGCGCCGCUGGGAGUCGAACCGGAACGGCCUCGCAUGCAAGUGGCGCUUUUUCCUCCCGGGCGCAGGCUGCGCCGGACCUGGGCCGCGCAAAGCGCGAGGGAGAGGCGGGGAAGCCAGCGUCUGCGGUUUCUGCGGCAGGAAGUCAGACAGAGAAGGCGGGGGACGAUGGCCCGGGAGGGGCGUCGCGGGCGUCCUCGCUCUUGGACAGUUCCCUCGCGGCCUCGCGCCAAGGCAGACGCGAAGAGAACAAGUCUCUGAUGCGCGGAGCGGACCGCGAGAAGGGAAGAGAGGCCCGCGACAAAGGCCUCGCCGUUUCCUCGCGCCAGGGCACCUCUGGGGGCGGAGCUGGGAAAGAGGAGACGGAAGGGGCGAAGGCGAAAGAGGGUGUGGACGCCGACGGAGAGAAGAAGACCGGCAGUGGGAGUCAGCGUGACGCGUCGAAGGCUCCCUUCGCCUCGACUUUGCCAGGAUCGCGCAUGCCCGCCAUCAGCAGCAACAGCGCGUCCCUCAUCAUGGACUUUCCGGCUUCCAGCUCUGGCGGAAACAGCCUGUUUUCGCGUCUCUCCCAGGCGUCCUCGGCUCCAGGAGGGUCCGGAAGCAAACCCGAGUCCGCCUCUUCGACUGCCGGCGGCGCUGGGGUUGCGACCUCUGGAAAAGGAAACACGGCCAAAGAGGAGGGCGAGAAGAACGGGAAGGGCGCCCCGUCGUCCUCGACGGGGGGCGAGGCGAACGCAGGCAACGCAAACAGCGACUGCAGCGACGAGGAAGAAGAAGUCAUUACGCUCCUUCCUAAGGAGCUGGCGAGCCCAAAGAAGGAGCCGGAUGUGUUGUGGGAAGGCGACGGCCUGACGGUGAUCGAUAAGCCGCCAGGGUGGCACUGCAGCGACGUGCGCUACGACCCGCAAACGGAAUCCAGGCAGCUGUGCUCGAUCGUCAGCUCCUCGAGACCGGAGCCCCUGGGCCUCUACUGCAGCCUCCGAUUCAACUACCCGACUGGGAAACUGAAAGAAUGCAACUUUGGACUCGGCCAUAGACUUGACGUCGACACCUCGGGCCCCAUCAUCAUUGCGCAAACUUUGGAGGCGUGGCAGUGGAUCCGCGACCAGAUGCACAAGCGGAACAUCAGCAAGGAGUACAUUUGUUUGUGUCACGGGACGUUGGCGGAGGGUUUCCACGUGAUUGAUUCGCCCAUCAUCACGUCGACGGACGGGCGGCGCCUCCAGUCGUACAUUCACCACGCGGGCCAGCCGUCGCUGACGGUUGUGAAGCCUUUGGCGCACUUGGAGCACAAAGAGCUUCGGUACCCUGCGUCCAGCGUGCCCCUCCAGUUCACGUUGAACUGGGUGAAGAUCCACACGGGGCGCACGCAUCAGAUCCGCGUGCAUCUCCAGAGCUUGUUGGACUCUCACGGCAGGCCGCACUGCCUGGUGAGCGACGACAAGUACGGCAACGGCCAGCAAGUCGAGGAUUUCCAGUGGUGUCGCCGCCUCUUCCUUCACCAGCAUCGGCUAUCCUUCCGCGACUUGAACGACACGCCUCAGUGCUUUGUGAGCCCUCUGCGCGCCGACCUCCUCAGUGCGCUGCGUCACCUGCGCGUGGUCCGGUCGAUGCACGAAGCUUGGCAUCCCCUGCGAGACCACCUCCUUUUGGGCCCGGGGCAGGGCCCGCAGGGCGGGAGCACGACGCGGACGUCUUCUCGCAGCGGCGAGGCGAGUGCGGCAGAGCGCGCGGACGCUGCGGCCGGGCGGACCGCGGGGCCGGCCUCGGGAGACGCGAAGCCUGCGGAAAAAUUGGAGAUCCACGUGGUUCUCUCGGACGCCGAGCAGCGGGCGUACGACGCCGCGUGCCGCGCGAUGCAGCAACACAACCAGGAGUAUCGACGCAGCGUCUCUUCGCGAUGCUGCUUCUCGUCUCCGGCCUCGAGUGGAGCCGGCGCCCUCGGCACCACGCCCUACGGCUCGCUCGUCGGCGGCGCCCUGCAGGUGUCUCUGUCGGGCGGGCUCCUUCUGGGCUCCAAAGCCGGCGCGGGCCUCGCGUCGUCCGCACUCUGCGGCCCGCCACUGCUCAAGGUCGGCGCGGGCGCGCUGAAGAACGUGAGCAACUCGGCGCCUCUCGUACCCCUCCUGCCGCCCAUCUCCACAGCCAUGCUCGGCGCAGCUGGGUCUCCCUUCCACGCCCACCAUUCUCUCAUGCUCAACCACAAGGGCGUCCUGGGGACCCCAGGCGGGCCCUCGGCGGUCGCCCUCAGGCAGCAGGCGCGAGUGGGGACUGUGUUGGGUGCGGUGAACGCCGGCGCGCUGUCGAGCGCGGGCCUCAUGGCUUCGACCGGCGUCUCCGCUGGAACGGAGGAUGGCCGAGACUCCGGCGCAGGGAUCUAUGGCCGGAGCAACAGCGGGACGAUGGGACUGCCGCUGGCGGGAGCCUUGGGCGCCGGGUCGACUGGCGGCGCGGGCUCCUCUCGGGCUUCGAAUCCGGCGUGGAGCUUCGCUGACGCCUCCUCUGCGGCUGGCGCAGGCGGAGACAGCUCGCCGUCUUCCGGGACUGGAGCGGGCGGAAACGCGCGGGAAGCGCCGUCCGGAUCGAAGGCGGAAGGCGACGGAGCGACUCAGGAUGGCCCGGGGCUCGACUGGAAACUCGUCAAGUCUCAGGCUUCGCUCUCCAGUGCGUCCAGUGCUGGAACGGCGUCGGCAUCGGGCGAGACGACGCCAGGGAAUCGGUCCUCGCAGGGAAGCCUUGGUGGAGCGGGAGUGUCUGGCCCUCCGCAGAACACGUCCCGUUCGUUGUUGGGGACCGGAGGCGCCAGUCGAUUUUUUGGGUCGGCAGCAAACACGCCGCCCUCUGCGCGGUCGCUAGCGUUCGCCGGUCGCGUCCCCACCAGCGCGGGCCCUGGCUUGGGCUCCACCGCGGUCGGAGCGUCGAGUCGUCCUCUGCCAGUCGCCCUGGAUGCAAUGGUUCUGGGGGGUCCGAGGUCCUCGAGCUCGCAUGCAAGUGCGUCGAAUGCGGGCAACGCAAAGAGCUCCACAGGGAACAAAGACAGCGGCUUCUUCAGAAGUUUCCGCGGGGACAGUUCACGCACAGAAGCGGAGGGCCACAGGCUGGGGGCUGCAGGAUCGGGAAGUAUCAACCGCGCGGGGCCGAGUCCGUCUGACCACCAGCUGUUCUCGUCGUUAGGACGGACCUCGAGUUUGGGGGCGCGAGGCGACAAGAGCGCCGGCCCAGGAGGCGCCUCCGGAGACGCGCCCGAGAAAGGCGACGGAGGCGAAGGCAAAGCAGACGGCCAGGGCCCCUCAAAUGGAGACACCACACCUGGGGCCAGCAGGGCGGGAACGCGCCCCGCCUCGAUCGGCCCGAGGAGACAGCUCUACAAGGAGGUGCUCGUGCGAAGCAACAAGGGAGGGGAGUCCGGUUCGAGCUAA
Messenger RNA from Neospora caninum, 8286 nucleotides. Its product is annotated as putative RNA pseudouridylate synthase domain-containing protein. The transcript has 2 exons. NCBI's taxonomy places the organism in Eukaryota, Apicomplexa, Conoidasida, Eucoccidiorida, Sarcocystidae. Gene Ontology annotation, molecular function: pseudouridine synthase activity; RNA binding. Gene Ontology annotation, biological process: pseudouridine synthesis. The record is from RefSeq and is a predicted model, not a curated record. Bases 1 to 8286 code for a protein of 2761 amino acids.